CUUCACGAAUGAAUACGCAUGUUAAUCUGCUAAAUAUAAAUCUGAUUAGCUUGUGUCAGGAGUCCUGACAGAAGGAAGAGGGUGAUUACACGAUCAUGUAAUUCCACUGUGAAUUAACCUGUAGUUAAAGCCCUCCACCCUCAAUUUCUUCAGACAGAAUAGUCAUUCUUUUUGACAACCAGAAGACUAGUUUAACAACUAGACGCCGAAUAAGUGGUACACGAGUAAAAACUACUCCGUAUCCCCAGUUAGCUCCUCACAAUGAUAUGUCGUUGGCUACGGCAGAUAAAUCGAAGUGAUUGCGACAGAAUGUAGUGUUGUAACUAGCUUCAAAUCAGCGAGUGUAGAAGUGAGUAAAUACAGAAUGUAUUUGAGAUUUACUAAGUCACAAGCAAGAUUUACACUAGUUCAAACAGUAAUUCUUAAGGGAAACUACAAGCUUGCACGACAAACACACGCACUUUGACAACGCAUUAAAUUGAGGAACAAUUCAUUAAUAUAAAGAUAUAACAGUCAUCGUAUUGCUUAUCGUAAGGAUUCCAGUCUCGUACAUACUUUCAUAUAGGCUUGGAUUAUAUUAAAUUUGGAAAAAUCAAAUCAACAAUACAUUUAAGUAUAAUGUACAUAAUUACAACGAUACUUGUUUCUGUUUUAGUGUGCAUCAUUUUAUUAUGGAUAAGAAGAAGAAAACAAAGAAUGACAUUGUUUCAACGUUACGGAAUUCCAGGCCCAAAACCAAAUUUCUUCUACGGAAAUUUAAUUGAAUUCAUUAAAGGGAGGGACAAAUGCAUAGAAAAAUGGCUACAGCAAUAUGGAAAAAUGUUUGGGUUUUAUCUAGGUGCAAAACCUUACUUAGUAUGCAGCGAUGUCGAAUUUUUAAAACUUUGUCAAAUAAAGGACAAUUAUAAUUUUUACAAUAAAGAUUGGGUGCUGCCAGAUAGUGGAUUUCCUCACGAUGAAUCUAAAAAUAUAGUUGGAAUACUAACCGAUAGGAAAUGGAAAAUACUAAGAAGUAUUAUUAGUACUUGUUUUACUACCGGAAAAAUUAAAAUGACGACUACUCUAAUGUCUUCGCCGAUAAAAGUGUUUCUAACAAACGUCGAGAAGCAAGGAGAUCAGCCGUUUGAUAUUUCAAAGUUGUGUAAAAAAUUGGUGUUUGAUAUCGUCUGUACUUCAGUUUUUGGCGUAACUACAAAUGUUCAAAACAAUGAAACUAGUAAAUUUGUUGAAUCGGCUCACGCUGCAUUUUCAGCUGAUUCUGCUGAUAUUUUAGCCGCAAUAACAAUUUGCUUUCCGGAAGUAGAGCCAAUGUGUACGUUUCUUCGACAUAAAAUAGAUACGUUAAAGUACAUGUUGAAUCUACCUUCUUUGACGUUGAUUUAUGAAACUUGUCAAAAAAUCGUCACCUCCAGGAAGAAAUUAGAUACUGUUCCACAUGAUAUGCUGCAGACACUCAUAGAUGCGGAAGAUGAAACAAUUGUAGAAAUGAAAAAACUUCCAGACAACUUUGUUAUUGCAAAUGCAAUGAUGUUUAUGGCUGCUGCAUAUGACACAACAAGUGCUACAAUAGGUUGGUGUAUUAAACAUCUCGCUAGUAAUCCUGAAAUACAAGAGAAAGUCCGUGAAGAAAUAAGAAGCAACGUUUCUGAAGAUAUGGAUAUCCAAUAUUCUGACUUGACGAAUUUUCAGCUGCUGGAUCAGGUUAUUUCAGAAACACUACGCUUCUGGCCUUUUUCUUUACUUGCAGUCAAUAGAAUAUGUUCAGAAGAUUACACUUAUAAAGGUAUAACCAUUCCUAAAGGUAGUAUUAUAACGGUUCCAGUACAAGUGCUGCAAAGUGAUCCAGCUUAUUGGACUGAACCUGAGAAGUUUAAUCCUUACAGAUUUUCGUCUGAGGAACGAAGAGAAAUUGACUCGAUCAUAUACCAACCAUUUGGAGCAGGGCAUAGAAUAUGUAUUGGACAGAGGCUAGCAAAAACAGUAAUAAAAUUAGUGUUGGCAAAUAUCCUGAGAUCAUUCAAAUUAGAAAAAUAUGGAGAUGAUGAUGAAAUGGUGUAUACCCUAUUUUUGAGUCAUCCUAAAAAUGGAAUAAUGAUUAAAACAACUCCAUUAGCUUCGUGAUUUAUUAUAAUCUUUUAUUUUUACGCUUAAAAAAGAAAUAAAGAUAAAGUUUA
This is a messenger RNA of Centruroides sculpturatus (bark scorpion), 2174 nucleotides long. Its product is annotated as cytochrome P450 3A21-like. The coding region runs from base 619 to 2121 and encodes 500 amino acids. Gene Ontology annotation, molecular function: oxidoreductase activity, acting on paired donors, with incorporation or reduction of molecular oxygen; iron ion binding; monooxygenase activity. The record is from RefSeq and is a predicted model, not a curated record. Lineage: Eukaryota; Metazoa; Arthropoda; Arachnida; Scorpiones; Buthidae. The transcript has 17 exons.